This is a messenger RNA of Pseudophryne corroboree (corroboree frog), 1027 nucleotides long. RefSeq names its product interferon gamma-like. Gene Ontology annotation, cellular component: extracellular region. NCBI's taxonomy places the organism in Eukaryota, Metazoa, Chordata, Amphibia, Anura, Myobatrachidae. The transcript is spliced from 4 exons. Gene Ontology annotation, molecular function: type II interferon receptor binding. Gene Ontology annotation, biological process: immune response. Bases 25 to 558 code for a protein of 177 amino acids. The record is from RefSeq and is a predicted model, not a curated record.
UGAGGACAGAACACUUCCUUAAAAAUGAUAAAAUACUUUAAGAUGUUUCUACUUUAUUGCACCAUCCUUUGUUAUAUUAGACAAGUAAAUGGAUAUAACAUAGAUCUCAUGACAGCACGCAAAGAUAUUGAAAACCUGAGAAAAUACUUGGUAAGUAUGAACAAGAACACCAAAGACUCAUCUGAUACUGACGAUACUGUAUUAUUUUCAAAGCUGCUAGACUCUUGGACUGAGGAUGGAGAAAAGAAAUUAUUGUUAAGCCAGAUUGUUCCUAUGUACUUGAAGAUGCUUGACUCUAUGAAGAGCACUGAACUAAAAGACAGUAUUACAAAUCUGACACAGAUGCUUAAUUCGUCGUAUGACGACUUCAUGAAGCAAAGUGAUCAAAAACUUAAAGGACUGAAUGAAGUAAAAAAAAUUCAGCUGUCAGAUAUCAAAAACCAGCGUGCAGCCAUCAAAGAACUUCUACGCAUUCUCCGAGAUAUUUCCAUCAUGAGUCAGAGAAAAGAAAAGCCAAAGUGCAAAAGAGAAAACACACGAAGGCGGAGAGGAUGCUAGAGGGCCUCUUACAGUACUACCAGAGGCGUCACCGGGUGUGGUGGCACUCGGUGCGCACCCCUGAUCUCCUGCCACGAUUGCGGCAAAAAGGGGGCAUGGUCUUACACUUAGGGGGCGUGGCUUCACGGGGAUCCCGGAAUCGUCACUCCGGGGGCGUGCCCAGCAUCUCCGGAGAUGCUGGGCUUCCCCCAGAGACGGUCUCCGUGCGCUGUCAGUUCCUCUUCUAUGACAGGAGCCAGGUGCUGUAGGAGACUUUCUCACUGCAGCACCUGGCUCCUGACACUGCGGAGGAGCUGACAUUUGGCGUCACCCCCCUCCAGGUGUCACACCCGGGUGCGGGCCGCACCCCCCACACCCGCCUUGUGACGCCGCUGAGUACUACCACAAUUAAUACUAGUUCAUUUAAAAUGAAAGAUAUACUGUAUUUAUGAUAUUUAUCUUGUAUUUUCUAUUGUAAUUUAUAUAAAAA